CCCUCAAAAGAAGAUUAAAAGAUAUUUCAGAAAAAAUGGAUUUAUUAAAACAAUUAAAUGAAGAAAUGCGUUCACCAAUACAGCAACAACAAACACAAAAUCACAGAACAUUUCCCCUUACAAAACCAAUAUUUUAUGGAAAGGAGGAAGAAAUUGGGGAGAAUAAUAAUUUAAAUUUAGGACAAAAAUCAACUGAAAAAGGUUGA
Messenger RNA from Meloidogyne enterolobii, 206 nucleotides. The record is from the annotation of a GenBank genome assembly. Lineage: Eukaryota; Metazoa; Nematoda; Chromadorea; Rhabditida; Meloidogynidae.